This is a messenger RNA of Uranotaenia lowii, 954 nucleotides long. Its product is annotated as pescadillo homolog. Gene Ontology annotation, molecular function: nucleic acid binding; zinc ion binding. The record is from RefSeq and is a predicted model, not a curated record. The transcript has 3 exons. The coding region runs from base 1 to 954 and encodes 317 amino acids. NCBI's taxonomy places the organism in Eukaryota, Metazoa, Arthropoda, Insecta, Diptera, Culicidae.
AUGGAAGAAGAAGAGGAAGAAGAGGAUGAUGAGGAGCGGAAGAAGAAGAAGAAGGAGAUCGAAAGAAAGAAUGCGCCGGGAGUGAAGAUAAAGAACUUCAACAAUGUGUUGAAGAUAGAACCGUCGAUAGUACAUUCAUUAUACAAGGAUGAAUACGAACGCUGUAUUUUUGUGAAAUUCAUCGAUGAAACCACCGGCAUUCGUGGCGUUCACUUGGAAAUCGCCAAGGAACUGCCAGCGAAUCUUUUCAUCGCCCAUUUCAAGGUCAGACUAUUCUAUGACGGUGUGAAAAAUCGGUGUUUUGUUUGCCAGAGCGAAGAUCAUUUUAAAGCAGAGUGUCCAAAACUGAUAAGCCGUCAAUUGCCUGAAAAGUCAUCUGAAACAAGUGCAUCAUACAGCCAAGUGCCAAGCCAAGUAAACGCGACAAACGGAGCUGCCUCAAAAAUCGCGAAUCUUACUACAAACAAUACAACGUUGCCGUUGAAAUCGACCAAUAGAUCUAAACGCAUAUCGCCAGCCAUACUCAGUGGGAUUGUUCAGGCAUCGGCUGCCACAAAACUGAAAGCGUUGACAGAAACAAUAAACAGCGAAGAAGAAAUCAGAGAAAUAUUGGACGACAAUGGAGAAGACGACGACGAAAACAAGUUCGAAAACGAUGAUGACAACGAUACUAGUGACGAUGAUGAUAACGAAGACGACGCCAGUGAAGAUGACGAAAACGAUGAUGAUGACGACGACGAUAAAAUCAAUCUGGAAAAGAUAAAUUUGAAACGAGCAAUUUCCAGCCCCAGUUUUGCUUCUGAUAAAGAAAUAAGGAAAAAAGUAAAACCAAAAAAUAAAGAAACAUCGGUCCCAGCAGUGGUGGCAUUGAUUCCAGAAAUGAACCCUAUAGAACCCAGUGUACGCAAGACCCGAAGGAUAGCAGCUACUGUGCAAAAAAGUAAACCUGUGUAA